Messenger RNA from Myxocyprinus asiaticus (Chinese sucker), 8889 nucleotides. RefSeq names its product activin receptor type-1B-like. The record is from RefSeq and is a predicted model, not a curated record. Gene Ontology annotation, cellular component: plasma membrane; activin receptor complex. Gene Ontology annotation, biological process: cellular response to growth factor stimulus; protein phosphorylation; nervous system development. NCBI's taxonomy places the organism in Eukaryota, Metazoa, Chordata, Actinopteri, Cypriniformes, Catostomidae. The coding region runs from base 290 to 1828 and encodes 512 amino acids. The transcript has 10 exons. Gene Ontology annotation, molecular function: activin binding; activin receptor activity, type I; ATP binding.
GCCAGGUUUGCCAACUCCUGACUCUAAUUAGCUUUCAUUGACAUCAUUAGCCUAGGGGUUCACAUACUUUUUCAAACCUUCACUGUUAAUGUUUGAAUGAUGUACUCAGUAUGUACAAGAACAAUACAAUAAUUUGUGUUAUUAGUUAAAACAGAUUGUGUUUGUUCAUUGUUGUAACUUGGUCAAAUGAAAUAAUUGCUACGCGCGCACUCCUCUCGUGCACGAGCGUCAUUGACGAGCGCGCCGCAGCGGAGUUCACGCGCAUUGUCAGUGCGAUGGGAGUCCAGUGAUGACGGACCCACGGCGAAUCCUGCGACUCUUGGUCGUUUUAUCGGGGUUAAACGGAGCGUGUGACGCUUUGUUUUGUAACUGCACCUCACCACACUGUGAGAAGGAUGGCCUCAAGUGUGAGACAAACGGGGCAUGUGUGGCCUCCACAUCUAUCAUUGAUGGAGAGGAGCAGCAUGUGCGACUCUGCAUCCAGAAAGAUAAGCUGAUUCCUCCAGGCCAGCCGUUCUACUGCCUCAGUGCUGAAGGACUGAUGAACACACACUGUUGUUAUACAGAUUACUGCAACAGCAUUGUCCUCCGAAUACCAACCGUGACGAACCGUUCGGAUGCAGGCCAGGACUGGGGUCCGGUGGAGCUCACAGCUGUGGUGGCAGGUCCAGUGUUUGUGCUGUGUGUUCUGGUUCUGCUGGGGCUCUUUCUCUUCCAGCACCACCAACGGGCCUACGGUCAUCGGCAGAGGCUGGAGUUGGAGGAUCCUAGCACUGAACACAUGUUCCUGGCUAAGGACAAGACUUUACAGGACCUCAUCUACGACCUCUCCACAUCAGGAUCUGGGUCCGGUCUGCCACUAUUUGUCCAGAGAACAGUGGCGCGUACUAUAGUACUGCAGGAGAUCAUUGGUAAAGGUCGGUUUGGGGAGGUGUGGAGGGGGAAGUGGAGAGGAGGAGACGUCGCGGUGAAGAUCUUCUCUUCUCGUGAGGAACGCUCCUGGUUUCGUGAAGCUGAAAUCUACCAGACCAUCAUGCUUCGACAUGAGAACAUUCUGGGCUUCAUUGCAGCAGACAACAAAGAUAAUGGCACAUGGACUCAGUUGUGGCUGGUUUCAGACUAUCAUGAGAACGGUUCUCUGUUUGACUAUCUAAACCGAUAUUCAGUCAGCAUAGAGGGCAUGAUUAAACUGGCGCUGUCGGCUGCUAGUGGACUGGCCCACCUACAUAUGGAGAUUCUGGGCACUCAGGGGCUUGCCGUAGAAAGCAUAUGUCCAAAUGCAGCUUUCAGAAAGCCUGGCAUCGCUCACCGUGACUUGAAAUCAAAAAAUAUCCUGGUGAAGAAAAACUGUAUGUGUGCCAUCGCUGAUCUCGGACUGGCGGUUCGUCACGAGUCUGUCACAGACACCAUCGACAUCGCACCCAACCAACGCGUUGGCACUAAGAGGUAUAUGGCACCUGAGGUUCUGGAAGAGAGCAUAAACAUGCGUCACUUUGACUCGUUUAAAUGCGCUGAUAUCUACGCCCUGGGACUUGUGUACUGGGAGAUCGCUCGCCGCUGCAAUGCUGGAGGUAUUCACGAAGAGUACCAGCUGCCCUACUAUGACCUGGUGCCCUCUGACCCUUCUAUAGAUGAAAUGAGGAAGGUGGUGUGUGACCAGAGGUUACGACCCAACCUCCCCAACUGGUGGCAGAGCUAUGAGGCAUUACGCGUGAUGGGGAAGAUCAUGCGAGAGUGUUGGUAUGCCAACGGCGCGGCCCGACUGACAGCUCUCCGUAUCAAAAAAACCCUGUCUCAACUCAGCGUGGAUGAAGACGUCAAAAUCUAAACGAAAGCGCUAGCGAUAAAGACUGUAACACUCCUAGGAAAGCAAAAGUGUACAGAAACGCUACCACUCUAAACUAUCCUGCCAGUUUUAAAGUAUUUCCGUCCACUAAGCUGUGACGGAGCCUACCUCACCCCCACCGCCAAAACUACUGAAACCAACAGUACCCAAAAUCCCUUUCUGCAAGCGUCACCUCUUUCUCUUUAUAUUUCAGUCUUUAUCCUCUGAAAUGACCCACAACGAGUACUACUGACCCAGCUAAUAUCUGCAACCUUUCUUGAUUCUUUUAUUUUUUGUUUUUUUACUUUAGAUUUCUCUUCAAAUCCCCAAAGAACAUUUUUUAAACCAGGAACGCUAGUAUUGAUAGUAAUUAGUAGUAACCCUUUUAACUUCUAACCAACCGCUUGCUGAAGGCACACAGCAAAAAUUAUUUUAAGUAUUUUUGUUUUGUUUUUCAAUAAAAUAUCUAAACAUCCUUAAAACAAGAUGAAAACUUGACUUGAAAUUCAUGUUGUGUUAAUACUUGGUUUCAGAGAAUAAAUCUUGAAUUAUCCUUGAAUUAUAAUUGGCCAAUGGGCUAAAAAAUAUAUAUAAAAUAUACAGACUUAUAUUCAUAGCACCUUAAUGCAAUGCAACUUAAUGUGUUUUAAGGAAGUUUAAAUAUUUUUACUUUGAAAACCAGAAAAGAAUACUGGUUAAUUUUUUUUUAUGAUAUGAAAAUAUGUGGGUUUCAUACAUUUUCAGUCUUAGAUCUGUUAAAGGCUAGCAGACUACCUCUUUUAAGUAGUUUAGGUUUAAAUACAGGUCUGUAAACUAGUUGUGAAACCUGAUGCAGAUGAAACACACUCCAGUUUGGUGUAGGACAUCACAAACCGGUUAGGUUGAUAAACUGUGUGAAUUGGUGCAAGAAUGGCCAACAGAUCAGAAAAUGACAGUGAGGCAUGAUCACUUAUUUCCUUUUGUUAGCCGGUGUUUUUUAACCACGUAAAAGCUGUUAGCAAAAUAACCUUAUUUGCACUUUAUUAUGGUGGUUUUGUGAGCAUGAAGUGGAUUAUAGCCAUCUUGGUUUUGGAAUCACACACUAGCACAGACUUCUAUUCUUACUACUGAUUGGUACGGAGAUAUCUAUUUAUUUUAGCUUGUAGAUCAUUCAUAUUUUUUAUUGCCAUUCGAAUUUCCUCCUCUACUCCAUGGGCGACAAAGCUACUGUAUAUAGUAUAUUUUUUAAAAGUAUGGAAAUGUAAAUAGCUUACCCUUUUUUUAAUUUCCAAAUCCUUUGAGUAAGCUAAUUUAAAGUGUUGGGUUCUUCACUUGAUACGUUUGGCAGUCAGGUAUUAUGACAGGAACGGUGUAAACCGAGGUGGAACUUGUAGGGGUCACAGGUUUGGUCCGCAACACCCAGUCAGAACUCUGUAAAGUACUGGCAAAAAUUGUAUUUAUUUAUUUUGACCCAGUUUGUUUUCUUAGGCUAAAAGUGUGUUGCUGUUCACUGUAGCAUUAAAUAACACUAAAAAUGAUUUGACACUGAUAACGCACAUGUUAGCUGAGGAUUAUUGGGAAUGUUCACCCAAAAAUAAACAAUUCUGUCAUUUAUUUACUCUCAAAUCUUUUCAAACUUAUAUGACUGACUUCAGUGGAACAUGAAAGAUGUUUAGCAGAAUGUCCAUGUUGCUGUUUUCCAUAUGAACGGAAGUAGCUCUAAAAAUGACAAAAGUCAUAUAAUGGCUUUUGAGUGACAUACAGGCUAAAAUUUAAGUCGUUAUUCACUAAUAAUCUUCCCAUUUACCGAAGCUCUCAAAUUUAUUUCACAAUUUAAAUAUGUUGUGAGCAGUUACGCAAUAACACUUACAUUUUUAUGUCGUUAGAUUUUGACUAUGCGCCAAUGCGAAUGAGGCUUGAUAACUGCGGCAGAGGGUAACGUAUUCAUCAACAUUUAUAACAAAAUUAAAUAAAUUAUAUAUAUAUAUACAAGACGUAAACAAUAUAUGUGUUAACAUGAUUAUAGUGUGAUAACAUUGCUUACUAGCCUUUUCUGUGUUUCGUUGUAUACCUAAAACGACCGUAGAAAUGACGAUUUAAAGAAGCUGUAAGUGAUUUUUUUCAUGGAAAGGUAUGCAAAACUUUAUACUUCUCCCUGAAACAUAUUAAUUAAAUUAGUGUCGUGAGAUAUCUCACCUGUCUCUGUGACGGCUCUAGACUCUGUAAACGGCAAACAAAAAUGUGUCCGCGUGUCGCGGACGAUGCCGCCUUCUGGCUGUCAAUCAUUUUGCGUGUUCUCGUAGUAUUAUUGUUGCAGUGAAUUACUGAGGCUUAAUGCCAUUUUUAUGCCAUGUUGCUCAUAACAGUUGCCAGUUGAGGGCACUACAACCGUUUCUGCUCAUGUCGGUGUCGAUAAAGCUCAUUUGGUAUCUUUGGAGUGCAGGGUUUUUGGGGGGGAAAGGGGCGAGGCUUAUCCAACGGCUCAUUUUGACAGCUUGUGGAAAUUCUAGAAUGGCUAAAAUCACUUGCAGCACCUUUAAACAACUUUACAGCUCAUAUAAUACACACGUUUUAACAGAAGAAUUAAUGUAAGUGCUUUUAUAAAAUUACAAGCUUCACAUUUCUGCCUUUAAAAGGACUAAUUAAUUAAUCAACAUAAUACAAAAAAAAAAAAAAAAACUUUUGAUUGAGCUUAACGCGUAUGGAAUCCGGAACAUUCCUGUAAUGACUUGUUGGACUGUUCCUCACACAAAGCUAUCAUAUGGCUUCUGAAGACUUGAAAUAUAGCGCACAAGUCAAGGUUUUUUAUGGUGCUUUUUGUCAUUUUUGGGCUUGAUAACCAUAGUUUCUAUCUACUUCAGUUUUAUGAUGAAAAAAAUAAAAUAAAAAGUUUGUUCUGUGGAACACAAAUCAUUCUAAGUCAUAUGGGUUUGGAACAACAUGAGGGUGAGUAAAUGAUGACCAUGAUCUCUUAAGGCACAACAACACUUGAUUCUAAAGGAAAUAUAUGUAAUUUUUCAUGACUAAGCCUGCAUUGAGAAGAACGACUUGAAAAUUGAACUUGACGUGAAAAGUUUGGUGUUAAAAAAACGCACCUCUUUAUAUCUUGUACACUGUAUUUAUGACAACCGACCUUUGAUGGAUAUUCAGUUAGUCUCACAUACUCGAUUAAUACUACUGCCCUUCUUUAACUCCAUGCGUCCAUCCGAAUAUGCAAGAUGUAAAUAUAGUUUCUACUGUAUAAUGUAUUUUCUUUUUGUUCAAUAGACAGCUCUGUGGGUGUGGCUAGUUAUAUUUUGUCAUCUGUUUUGUGUUUUGUUUUUCAAUGUGACUCAAUUAAAUUUUAAUUCAGGUUUAUUUGUAUGCGCUUUUAACAGUAGAAAUUGUCUUGAAGCAACUGUACAGGGUUUAUGGUUUAUAGUCCUUUCAUUUUAUUUGAUUUUAUUUAAUAUCACCGUCUCUUAAGAAUGUUUUUCAGGACUGACGUCUCAUUUGUCUGACAUUUGAAGUGUAUUGACAAUCUAAAUAGCAAGUUCUCGGUUACUCUGCAAAUUACGACAAUUCAAAUGUGCAUUCUUGGAAGGCCAAAAAUUAUUGGAUAUAUUUUGAAGUAGCUGUUUGAUGGCUCCAUUUCAUUAGAUGUUUAUUUUUACUUUGAUCCAAAAAGGAAACCUAUGUCAGCAUGUUAUCUUUAUGUGGAACACUGGAUUGAUUUUAUUUAAAGAGAUAGUUCACCCUAAAAUGAACAUUCUGUCAUUAUUAACUCACCCUCACGUUGUUCCAAACCCUUUCUUCCUUCUGUGGCAGAAUGUUGGCCUCAGUCACCAUUUCAUUGCAUAGAAAAAAAAGAUGCAAAAAAAGUGAAUGAUGACUGAGAUUAUUCUGCCUAAUAUCUGCUUUUAUGUUCCAUGGAAGAAACAAAGUCAUUUGGGUUUGAAACUAAAUGAGACGAGUAAAUUAUAUAUGUUUUUAUUUUGGGAUUAAUGAUCCCUUGAAGUUUUAACACUACUGAAAAAGAGUACACUAACAUGCUGCUAAUCGUAAAAUCUUCUGUCAGUACAGUACAUAACAUUUAAAUGGGGGGGGAGAAGAGAACUCUGAUUUUACCAGUAUGUGUUGAUGCUGUUAAAACGAGUGCUUUUUCAGUCAUUUUUCAAUUUUUUUCUAAUUCAGAGUGUGUACAUAUAUUUAUAGCUUCAUGGAAAAAUGGUCGUCUGCUUGGCUGGAUUUAGGGUAAAUAAAUGACACUUUAUCCAUUUCACAUAGUGGAGAACCCCAGCUGGAUAACUAUUAUGACAAUACGAUUAUGGCCAUGCAAAGUGUCACUGUCUUGAAUUAUCACAAGGAAAAGUUUCCUCUAUCUUCUGUAACCUUUGACCUCACAACCCACAUGUAAUCUGAGUGUAAUUCCCAAAUCCAAAUGGAGAGACUUUAAAGGAAUUUCAGUUUUUCAAUCAUGUACAUGUUCAGUAGUAAUAAAAACCGAUUUUCCUACAUAUGACUCUUCAUUUUGCUUCCAAUAUGCACUUUAGUCAAUAAAAUACUGUUUUACUUUAAAACCAAAAGAAUAAAAAAAUAGAAAAUGAAGCCAUUUUUACAUUCUCACUUUAUUUUAAUGACAGUUUAGCACAUUUUACCCCCCAGUUCUCAUUAAUGCAACGCAAAUAAGGAGGUCAUCACAACGUUCUCAUUACCGAAAUGUGAAAACAAUGAUAUUUCAAUUGUAAAUACUUUAUACAUCAUAAUAGUACUGCCUUGCAUGUUGUACUGUUAUGGUAAAAAGAAUCAUCACUGACAAUAAUGCGAAUAGUAAAAGUACACUGUAAAAAAAAAAAAAACGCUUUACAACUAAAGGCAGCUGUGGUUGCCAAGCAUUUACCGUGAAAAAUACAGUAACCGUGUUUCAGGCUUUACGGGAUGUAAUUUUAAUGUCUAUAUUUUAUCUUCAUCUUAAAAAAAAAAACUAUUUUUACAACAUUUUACUGUAAAAUUACAUGUAUCGUCUUGUUAAAUGUAUUCUUUUAUACCGUAUAUUUUAAGGUAGCCACCCGUUAACCAAUUAACGUUUUUUUACUGUUGCAUUUUUACAGUCGUUUACUGUUAAAAUUAUGGAAAUGUUUUACAGUGUACGCGUUACUGUAAUGAGAAUUGGGUGGUAAAAUAAAAAUAGUUGCAAUGCAAAAAUCUUGGUCCUAAUUGUUGUAAUCAAUUUCGUUAUGCAAAAUAUAAUUGAUUUAUUUUAUUUUUUUGUUAAUGAUUUGAAAUAUCUCUGAUUCAAUACAAGCUCAAUUGUCAGCAUUUGUGGCAUAAUGUUGAUUACAUCAAAAAUUUGUUUAGAGCUAAAACUCCGGGUUACAGUGAGGCACUUACAAUGGAAGUCAGUAAAUUUAAAUACUGUUUCUAAAGUAUAGCCACAGGACGUAAACAGUAUGCGUGUUAAUAUAAUAUUAGUAUGAUAAAAUCACUAUCAACCUUUCUUGUUUAAAGUUAUAUCCAAUUUAACAACUUCCUUGCCAUGACAACAUAAUACCGUAAAACUUUGGUAUCAAAUGUCACAUCAUUAUGUAUUACUAUUUAUUUUAUUUAUUAGAAUUACCAGGCUAUAUUAUUAUAAAGUUUACAACAGCAAGUGAUAAUGUGAGCUAACUUGGAUCCUUAAAUUGAGCAUAAAUGGAGGUUGCAUUAUGAUUGAUUUGUUUUAAUAAUUACAAUAACACGUGACGUGUUUGUGAGAAAUUAAAACAAAACAUUUGACAAACUGAAUACAUUUUAUUUUGCUCAUGCAUUGAAUAAAACAUCUUUGACAUGAGAGAAUUAGAAAACAGUUUUGGUGUAUUUACAUUUCAGCCAUUUGAGUCAUAAAAAGUAUUACAGAGAGAGUAAAACCAGCUAAAUAUAUUACAUUAACAUGGUGAAACGAUCUGUUUCCCAUAUCAAGUCUGGCUACAAUGUAAAAAAAGUUCACACAAAAGUGCGAGCCGUCCAAAAGUGAGCCAGAAGUGGGAGUUUCAUUACAGCUUUGCUCAAUUUGCUCAUUGAUUUUCCUAUGUACACUGUCUCUUUGUUGAACUUCCCACUUUACAUCUAUAAAAACACGAUAUACUUCAAUGUCGACACAUUUACGAAGGUUGUUUUAGCCGUUUAAUGAGUGUGGAUCUUGAAGCAAAUAAAGUCAAGUGAAAUCAGUAGCAACAUUUCAAGCUGUAACUAUAAAUGAACACUUCUGCAGUGUUAAACCCUCUGUAACUUUUGAAAAACAUGAGCAUUGAUACUAACGUGUCUGAGCCAAAGCAAUAAAGAGCUAAAUUUCUGCUUGAUAUAUGAAUAAUAAUACAGCGCAACGGUCUGGAUUUGGUGGUAAAAAUCCCAUUUACCUUGUUACACUUGUGCUGUUCCUGGUCAAAAAUGACCGGCCAUUGAAAAUGAAUGGGGGAGAUGAAAAAUAAGAGAAAAAUUUAGUGUUCAGGAGCAUGUUCAUGUUCACAUAUGUGCAUGUGUGCUUACAAACAUAAAGGUCUCGGAACUGUGCACACACACAAACACACAUAUGCUCAGGUACACGCACAAACUCAUUUGAGUAUUACAUGCUUUCUUUUUCACAGAGAUGAAUCUUACCCUGAAAUUCAUCCAACAUCCAUCCAUCAUUACCACACACACAAACAUGCAUGCACACACACACCAGAACUGUCUUUGCCCCACAGUGACCACUCUCCAAUAGAAUCAAUAGAAUUGUGGUGUUCCCGGUCAAAGAUGACCGGCCAUUGAAAAUGAAUGGGGAAGAUCACAAAAAACAGGACUUUUAUUUUGAAGUGCUUUUAUUUUCUAUAAUAGUACAGAAUGUUUUCAUAUUUUAUAUAAUAUUGCCAAAAUUAUUCACAAAUAAUGCUUUUUUCACUCAAAAACAGAGGUGCAUAAGCUCAGGUCAAUGAGGCCAACGAUCAAUAAGCUCCAAAAAGAAAUACAAAACCUGUGCGAAUUGAAAGAAAACAAGUUGGCAAAAAGAUCUAAUCCAAUAUUUGGUAAUAAUAUAGCAUAUUGAGAGAUUUAUAAGCUAUUUUUAUAGGCCGGUCAUUUUUGACCGGGAA